Nelumbo nucifera (sacred lotus) is the source of this 1557-nucleotide messenger RNA. RefSeq names its product COP9 signalosome complex subunit 5-like. Gene Ontology annotation, molecular function: metallopeptidase activity; protein binding. The record is from RefSeq and is a predicted model, not a curated record. Lineage: Eukaryota; Viridiplantae; Streptophyta; Magnoliopsida; Proteales; Nelumbonaceae.
AUAGCCACUCUGAGUUUUUUGUGAAACCUGAAACGCCCUUGUGAGAAUUGACUGUUGAGAAGGCGGGUUUUCGAAGAAACAAAAUCUUCGAAGCUUUCCCAGCGUUUUGGUUCAUCUAGGGUUUAACAUUCCAGUUCGAUACCAUCCAAGGAAACUUGUUUGGCUUCGUCAUUCGUUCUAAAUUCGAUGGAUUCAUUUUCGGUUUCUUCGUCUGCAGCAAUGGCGCAGCAAACAUGGGAGCUCGAGAACAACAUCGUAAACAUGGAGGGUCCUUUGGCGGACUCGGACGCCAUUUAUUUCUACGAUGAGGCCGCGCAGGCCAAGUUCCAGCAAGAGAAGCCAUGGGCAAACGAUCCUCACUACUUCAAGAGGGUUAAGAUUUCAGCUCUAGCGCUACUAAAAAUGGUUGUUCAUGCUCGAUCGGGUGGAACUAUCGAAGUUAUGGGUUUGAUGCAGGGGAAGACCGACGGUGAUGCCAUCAUCGUUAUGGACGCUUUCGCUUUGCCUGUUGAAGGCACAGAAACUAGGGUUAAUGCCCAAGCUGAUGCUUACGAGUACAUGGUCGAUUAUUCUCAGACUAAUAAGCAGGCUGGGCGGUUGGAGAAUGUGGUUGGAUGGUACCACUCUCAUCCUGGUUAUGGAUGCUGGCUUUCGGGUAUCGACGUUUCAACACAGAUGCUUAACCAGCAAUUCCAGGAGCCGUUUUUGGCAGUAGUUAUUGAUCCAACUAGGACUGUAUCUGCUGGAAAAGUUGAAAUUGGAGCUUUCCGAACGUACCCACAAGGUUAUAAGCCUCCUGAUGAGCCUGUGUCGGAGUAUCAAACUAUCCCACUAAAUAAGAUUGAAGACUUUGGUGUACACUGUAAACAGUACUAUGCAUUGGAUAUAACAUAUUUCAAGUCGUCUCUUGAUUGCCACCUGUUGGAUCUGCUUUGGAACAAGUAUUGGGUGAAUACUCUUUCUUCUUCACCAUUGUUAGGAAAUAGAGACUAUGUUGCAGGACAGAUAUCGGAUUUAGCGGAAAAGCUGGAGCAAGCAGAAAAUCAAUUAGCUCAUUCACGCUUUGGGGCUUUUAUAUUUCCCUCUCAGAGAAAGAAAGAGGAAGAAUCUCAACUUGCCAAGAUCACUCGUGAUAGUUCAAAGAUAACUGUGGAACAAGUUCAUGGUCUCAUGUCACAGGUUAUCAAGGACAUCCUUUUCAACUCCGUGCGUCAGUCAAACAGAUCUCGUGUGGUGGCAACAGAGCAAUCAAGUCCUGAGCCCAUGGUUGAAACCUGAUAUCAAGGACAUACUUUUCUGCUACUCCUGCACGCUGUGAGAUAAUCUGAAUACUUGCGGAGGCAUAAUCAUUUGCUUUAAUGUAAAUCCCAUUUAGAUAACAUGCAACAUCGAAUUAAAUUGUGAUAUUGAGGAUCCAUUUUAUUAGCGCUUCAAAUACCUUCAGUUUCCCAGAAGUAAUCAUGUGGAUCCUGUAAUUUCUGUUUUGUACUUUUUUCUCCAAUUUCAGUAAGAACUCCGGUCAUACAAAUUGUUAUUUUGGUGAUGGGGUUGUUUUUA